GUUGUAGCGGCUGAGCUCUCCACUGUGGGCGGGUGUUUGCAUUUUUUUGUGUUGCCUAAACGGGCAUCUAUACACGAGGUUGAAUUGGGAUUUGCGAAGCACUCAGCUGUCAGUAUUUCAUUUCUCAAUAGAAAUGACGAUACCAAUGCUCGAAAUAAUGAAAAAUGA
Molecule: messenger RNA, 168 nt
Organism: Trichoderma gamsii
Lineage: Eukaryota; Fungi; Ascomycota; Sordariomycetes; Hypocreales; Hypocreaceae
Exons: 1
Source: RefSeq, a predicted model, not a curated record